AUGUCGCAGUAUCCAAACGAUGAUGGAUCCUCCAAGCGGCCGCGAUACAGCAACAUCCCGCCUCCUCCACCUGGGAUGGCCCCUCCUGGUAUGGGUCCACCUCCUGGAAUGGGACCUCCCCCAGGCAUGGCACCGCCUGGAAUGGGACCACCUCCAGGCAUGGCGCCACCAGGAAUGGGUCUUCCCCCGGGAAUGGCUCCACCAGGCAUGACAGCUCCUAAUGGAAUGCCACCACCUGGGAUGGUUCCUCCUGGCAUGGCACCUCCUGGUAUGGGUCCACCAGGAAUGGGACCUCCUCCUGGAAUGGAUCCCAUGCAACAACCAAUGUACCAUGGUGGUUAUGAUCCUCAUGGAAGUGAGGUUCUCCCUCCUCCUCCUGGCAUGUUUGCGGCUCCUCCUGGCAUGCAAGGUCCCCAUCAAAACUUUCAAGUCAGUGAAGAGGAAGCGGCCGAAAAGGCCAAGAAGUGGGAAGAGAUGCAGUCUCAAAGUUACAACGAACCCAAAAAGAUGCAAGCUACUUCGGCACCUCAAAAGGAAGUCAUGCCUGCAGAUUUUCUCCGAAAGAUUUUGCAAGAUCACGGAGACAUGUCGAGCAAGAGAUAUCAAUCCGAGAAGCGAUUGUAUUUGGGUGCGCUGAAAUAUGUUCCUCAUGCCUUGUACAAACUGCUGGAAAACAUUCCCAUGCCUUGGGAAUCGUACAAGGAAGUCCCCGUCCUGUUUCAUAUUACAGGUGCCAUUUGUUUUGUGGACCAUGUGCCAAAGGUGAUCGAACCAGUGUAUAGAGCCCAGUGGGGUACUGCCUGGCUCAUGAUGCGUCGGGAAAAGAGAGAUCGCCGGCACUUCAAGCGAAUGCGAUUUCCUCCCUUUGAUGAUGAGGAACCUCCUCUUGAUUAUGUCGACCAUUUGUUGAAUGUGGAACCGGCAGAGGCUGUCCAAUUGGAUCUGAGCGACGACCAGUACGAAUUGAUUAGAGAUUGGUUUUACGAUCCAGAGCCACUCAGUGAUAUUCGUACGGAAGGGCCCAAUCCAUUGUCCAAGCAUGUUUACGUGAAUGGUCCGAGUUACAAAAAGUGGAGGUUGAGCACAGAGAUCAUGAUACAACUUUAUGAUCUUGCGCAACCAUUACUCAAUACUUUUCCGGAUAAAAAUUUGCGAUACCUCUUUGACUUGCCGCAAUUCUUGACAGCAAAGGCGUUGAAUGCGGCCAUUCCAGGAGGUCCCAAGUUUGAACCCUUGUUUCGGGAUGUGGACGAGGAUGAAGAUUGGAACGACUUUAACGAUAUUUCCAAAAUCAUCAUUCGGCAACGCAUUCGUACCGAGUAUAAGAUUGCCUUUCCUCACGUGUACAACUCUCGUCCACGCAAGGUGAAGUUGGCACCGUAUCAUCACGUUCAGUCGAACUAUGUGGGAGAUGGAGACGAAGAGGAAGGCGUCCAUUGCUUUCAAGCGUACCCAUCACAGCUUAAUCCAAUUAUGCGAGUGGAACAAGACAGCUGGAAAGGAGAUUAUGACGAAUUCGAAGAUGACGACUUUGACCUUCCAUUGGUUGGUGAAUGCGAAGAUGAAAAUGAUGAUGUUUGGGCACAACACUUUCAAGAAGAUGAUAUGGACUAUGGGGAAGGAAGUGAUGCUGGUGACGAACCACUCACCACAUCGGUUACUCCCUUCCUUGCAGAUGCACCAUUGUCCACACCUCAGACUUCAGCUGGUAUCGCAUUGUAUGCUGCUCCGCAUCCAUUCAACAUGAGAUCUGGUCGUACAAGACGCACCAUUGACAUUCCUCUGAUAGGUCAUUGGUUCCGCGAUAGAAUUUCGAGGGAUUUGAAUUAUCCUACCAAGGUUCGUGUGUCCUAUCAAAAGCUACUCAAGGCAUGGGUAUUGAAUCAAUUGAAUGCCAAACCACACAAACCAAAAACAAAACGAGCAUUGUUCAAGAGUCUCAAGAGUACCAAGUUCUUUCAAUGUACGGAAUUGGAUUGGGUGGAAGUCGGUCUACAAAUAUGCAGGCAGGGACAUAAUGUGCUGAAUCUUCUCAUUCAUAGAAAGCAACUCAAGUACCUGCAUUUGGAUUACAAUUUCAACUUGAAACCAACCAAGACUUUGACAACCAAAGAGAGAAAGAAAUCUCGUUUCGGAAAUGCUUUCCACUUGGUUCGAGAGAUUUUGCGCUUGACAAAACUGAUUGUGGAUGCGCAUGUGCAGUACAGAUUGUCCAACAUUGAUGCCUUUCAGCUCAACGAUGGUCUGCAAUAUGCCUUCAACCACGUUGGGCAAUUGACAGGAAUGUACCGUUACAAGUAUCGUCUUAUGCGACAGAUUCGUACUUGUAAGGAUCUCAAGCACUUGAUCUACUAUCGCUUCAACACAGGUCCUGUUGGAAAGGGACCUGGUGUUGGUUUCUGGGCACCAAGUUGGAGAGUUUGGAUGUUCUUUUUGAGAGGUAUCGUGCCACUUUUGGAGAAUUGGUUGGGGAACUUGCUCGCGCGUCAAUUUGAAGGACGUUUGUCCAAGUCAUUCGCUAAGAAUGUGACCAAGCAGAGAGUCGAGUCGCACUUUGAUUUGGAACUCCGCGCUUCAGUCAUGCAUGAUAUCCUCGACAUGAUGCCCGCAGGAGUAAAGCAAAACAAGUCUCGAGUCAUCCUCAGUCAUUUGAGUGAAGCAUUCCGUUGCUGGAAGGCAAAUAUUCCGUGGAAGGUUCCUGGUAUGCCUGCUCCAGUCGAAAACAUGAUCUUACGUUAUGUCAAGGCAAAGGCUGAUUGGUGGACCAAUAUUGCCCACUACAAUCGCGAAAGAAUCAAGCGUGGUGGAACUGUUGACAAGACGGUUGUGAAGAAAAACCUGGGUCGUUUGACUCGUCUUUGGUUGAAGGCAGAGCAAGAAAGGCAGCACAACUACCUCAAGGAUGGGCCAUACGUAUCAGCAGAGGAAGCAGUUGCGAUCUACACCACAACAGUGCAUUGGUUGGAAAGCCGAAAGUUCACUCCAAUUCCGUUCCCCCCGCUGUCAUACAAGCACGACACCAAGUUGCUGAUCUUGGCACUAGAACGACUGAAGGAAAGCUAUGGCCUCCAGGCUCGUCUAAACAGUGCUGCCAGAGAAGAGCUUGCACUCAUCGAACAAGCCUAUGAUAACCCCCACGAGGCUUUGAGUCGAAUCAAACGACACUUGCUAACCCAAAGAACUUUCAAGGAAGUGGAGAUUGAGUUCAUGGAUAUGUACCAGUACCUAUCUCCUGUUUACACGAUUGAGCCGCUGGAAAAGAUCACCGAUGCGUACUUGGAUCAAUAUUUGUGGUAUGAAGCUGACAAACGGCAUUUGUUCCCAAGCUGGAUUAAGCCUGCAGAUUCAGAGCCGCCACCGCUGUUGGUGUACAAAUGGUGUCAAGGUAUUAACAACUUGGAAGACAUUUGGGAUGUCGAUGACAAUGGGGACAGUGUUGUACUCCUCCAGUCAAAGUUUGAGAAAUUCUACGAGAAGAUUGACCUCACCUUGUUGAACCGUCUAUUGAGAUUGAUUGUGGAUCAUAAUAUUGCAGAUUAUAUGACCGCCAAGAACAAUGUCAGCAUCUCGUUCAAGGAUAUGAUGCACACAAACAGUUAUGGUUUGAUCAGAGGUUUACAGUUUGCAUCCUUUAUCACUCAGUAUUAUGGUCUGAUUCUUGACCUGCUGGUCCUUGGAUUGAGAAGAGCAAGUGAGAUUGCUGGACCUCCACAACGACCAAACGAGUAUCUCACCUUUGCAGAUAUCGAGACUGAAGUAAGUCAUCCGAUCCGCAUGUAUACUAGGUACCUGGACAAGGUGUACAUGCUGUUCAAGUUUGAUUCCAAUGAUAGCAAGGACUUGAUCCAGCGAUACUUGAUUGAGCACCCCGAUCCAAACAAUGAGAAUGCUGUUGGAUACCGAAACAAGAAGUGUUGGCCUCGCGAUUGCCGUAUGCGCUUGUUGAAGCGGGAUGUGAACCUUGGCCGAGCGGCGUUCUGGGACAUGAAGAACCGUCUUCCAAGAAGUGUCACCACUCUUGACUGGGACAAUUCCUUUGUCAGUGUUUACAGCGCCGACAAUCCGAACUUGCUCUUCGAUAUGUGUGGAUUUGAAGUAAGAAUCAAUCCUAUCAGAGCUGUUCGACGUGACCCAAUCAGCGGAGGUUUUGCAGAGCCUACUGGAACGACUUAUCGUGAUGGUGUGUGGAAUCUCCAAAACGAUACGACUAAGGAAAUGACAGCUCAGGCACACCUUCGAGUCGAGGAGGAAGCUGUUCAAGCUUUCGAUAACAGAAUCCGACAGAUCUUGAUGAGUAGUGGAGCAACGACAUUCACCAAGAUUGCCAAUAAGUGGAACACCGCAUUGAUUGGAUUGAUGACAUAUUAUCGUGAAGCAGUGCUAAACACACAAGAGCUUCUCGAUAUGCUGGUAAAGAACGAGAACAAGAUUCAAACUAGAAUCAAAAUUGGUCUGAACAGUAAGAUGCCAAGCCGUUUCCCUCCUGUUGUCUUUUAUUGCCCAAAAGAAUUGGGUGGUUUGGGUAUGUUGUCAAUGGGUCAUGUUUUGAUCCCUCAAAGUGAUCUGCGCUUCAGCAAGCAAACUGAUAUGGGCAUUACACAUUUCCGAUCUGGUUUGAGCCACGACGCGGACCAACUUAUCCCAAAUCUUUUCAGGUACUUGCAACCAUGGGAAAGUGAGUUUGUUGAUUCUCAGCGCGUGUGGGCCGAAUACGCUCUGAAGCGGCAAGAGGCAAACAGCCAGAAUCGCCGGUUGACGUUGGAGGAUCUUGAGGACUCUUGGGAUCGCGGUAUCCCUCGUAUCAACACAUUGUUCAGCAAGGACCGUCACACCUUGGCAUACGAUAGAGGAUGGAGAUUGAGAACAGAGUUCAAGCAAUACCAGAUUCUUCGAGUCAAUCCCUUCUGGUGGACGCAUCAGCGCCACGAUGGAAAGCUAUGGAACCUCAAUGCCUACAGAACAGAUAUGAUCCAAGCUCUAGGUGGUGUUGAGGGAAUUCUAGAGCACAGUCUUUUCAAGGGCACGUACUUCCCAACCUGGGAGGGUCUUUUCUGGGAGAAGGCUUCUGGCUUCGAAGAGAGUAUGAAAUUCAAAAAAUUGACCAACGCUCAGCGAUCUGGUCUUACGCAGAUUCCAAACCGUCGUUUCACCUUGUGGUGGUCGCCAACCAUCAAUCGGGCAAAUGUCUAUGUUGGUUUCCAAGUGCAAUUGGACCUAACUGGGAUCUUCAUGCACGGAAAGAUUCCAACCUUGAAGAUCUCGUUGAUUCAAAUCUUCCGAGCACAUCUCUGGCAAAAAAUUCAUGAGAGUAUUGUCAUGGACAUCGCACAGGUUUUCGAUCAGGAACUCGAUGCUUUAGAAAUCGAGAGUGUUCAGAAAGAAACAAUUCACCCAAGAAAGUCUUACAAGAUGAACAGCAGUUGUGCCGAUCUUGUUUUGUUCGCAGCAUACAAGUGGCCAGUCUCAAGACCAAGUUUGCUGCAUGACACCAAGGAUGACUAUGACGGUAGCACAUCGAACAAAUAUUGGCUUGAUGUCCAAUUGCGCUGGGGCGACUUUGAUUCUCAUGAUAUUGAACGUUACUCAAGGGCCAAAUAUCUCGACUAUACUUCCGACAACAUGAGCAUUUAUCCUUCUCCAACAGGUUGCUUGCUUGCCAUUGACCUUGCAUACUCGUUGUACAGUGGUUUCGGAAACUUCGUUCCUGGUGGGAAACCACUGUUGCAACAAGCUAUGGCAAAGAUCAUCAAAGCCAACCCUGCACUUUACGUUCUUCGCGAGCGCAUCCGAAAGGGUCUGCAGUUGUACUCCAGUGAACCGACUGAGCCUUACUUGAGUUCCCAGAACUACGGAGAACUCUUCAGUAACCAAGUGAUCUGGUUCGUCGAUGACACCAACGUUUAUCGAGUGACGAUUCACAAGACUUUUGAAGGAAACCUAACAACCAAGCCCAUCAACGGAGCUAUCUUUAUUUUCAACCCAAGAACUGGUCAGUUGUUCCUCAAGGUUAUCCACACUAGUGUUUGGGCCGGCCAGAAACGUCUCUCGCAGCUUGCAAAAUGGAAGACUGCCGAAGAAGUUGCCGCUCUUAUUCGCUCGCUACCCAUCGAGGAACAGCCAAAGCAGAUUAUCGUUACUCGCAAGGGAAUGUUGGAUCCAUUGGAGGUUCACUGUCUCGAUUUCCCCAACAUUGUUUUGAAGGGAUCCGAACUUCAGCUUCCGUUCCAAGCUGCAUUGAAGGUCGAGAAAUUCGGCGAUCUCAUUCUGCGAGCAACAGAACCACAGAUGGUCCUCUUCAACAUCUACGAUGAUUGGCUCAAAUCGAUUUCGUCCUACACAGCUUUCUCGAGAUUGAUUCUCAUCUUGCGUGGUCUUCACGUCAAUGUUGACAAGGUGAAGCAAAUCCUUCGACCUGACAGAAGUGUGGUCACUGAGCCCCAUCACGUGUGGCCAAGUCUAUCUGAUGAGCAAUGGAUCAAGGUCGAGGUUGCUCUAAAGGAUCUGAUUUUGGCAGACUAUGGAAAGAAAAACAAUGUAAACGUUUCCAGUCUCACUCAAAGCGAAAUCCGUGACAUCAUUCUUGGUAUGGAAAUUGCUCCUCCUUCUGUUCAACGGCAACAAGUUGCAGAAAUUGAAGCCCAGACUCGUGAGCAAUCUCAGAUGUCCGCUACGACCACUAAAACCACAAACGUCCAUGGCGAACAGAUUGUUGUUACUACCACAACUCAAUAUGAAGCUGCAGCCUUCCAGAGCAAAACAGACUGGAGAGUACGUGCUAUCAGUGCUACAAAUCUGCACCUCCGAACCAAGCACAUCUACGUUUCUUCUGAAGAUAUUUCAGAGGACGGUCUUACCUAUGUGCUACCAAAGAAUAUUCUGUCCAAGUUCAUUACAAUUGCUGACCUUCGUACGCAAAUUGCGGGUUACUUGUAUGGCGUUACGCCACCUGAUAAUGACCAAGUUCGCGAAAUUCGUUGCAUCGUCAUGGUUCCCCAGGUUGGAAACCACCAGAGUGUGACAAUGCCGAAGAACUUGCCCGAUGACACAAUGUUGGAGGAUUUGGAGCCACUUGGAUGGAUCCACACGCAACCUAAUGAACUCAUUCAGAAUGGUUCUCAAGUAUUGCCGGCCCCUGAUGUGGUCUCCCAUGCAUCAAUCAUGGCAGACAAUCCUGAUGCCUGGAAUGGCCAGAACGAGAUCAUCAUCACAAGUUCUUUCACACAAGGCUCGUGCUCUUUGACUGCCUACCAUGUAACGGAGACUGGUCUUGAGUGGGGCAAAAAGAGUCGCAAUGUUGCUGGAGGCGUUGCCAAUGCUGAGAAUUAUAACUCUGCCUGUUUUGAGAAGGUUCAAAUGCUUUUGAGUGACCGAUUCAAGGGAUUCUUCAUGGUUCCCAGCGAUGGUCUUGGAUGGAACUACAACUUCCAAGGUGUCAAGCAUAGCGUCGGAAUGGAAUAUUCCCUCAAAAUGGAUGUUCCAGAGAGCUUCUACGCAGAAUGCCAUCGUCCACAACAUUUCUUGUCAUUUGUGCAAAUGGAAGAGGGAGAUGCCGAUGACGGUGCUGAUGUUGAUGACUUCCUCGAGUUUGUUUAA
Cylindrotheca closterium is the source of this 7593-nucleotide messenger RNA. The record is from the annotation of a GenBank genome assembly. NCBI's taxonomy places the organism in Eukaryota, Bacillariophyta, Bacillariophyceae, Bacillariales, Bacillariaceae.